ACAAGGCAGCGCGGAGCUGCCGCCGGCCGGGCCCAUCCCGCCGCAACGGCCCCUGGGCCGAGCAGGGGCGAGGCGCAGAGGGAGCAGCACCAAGCGGGAGCCAGAGCGCGGCCAGAAUGGUGCUGGAAGGAAACCCUGAAGUGGGGUCUCCCCGAACCUCAGAUCUCCAGCACCCGGGGAACCAGGGCUCUUGUGUGCUGUCUUCUCCUGGUGAAGAUGCACAGCCAGGGGAGGAGCCCAUCAAGUAUGGCGAACUCAUCGUUCUGGGCUACAAUGGGUGUCUGGCAAAUGGGGACAAGGGCCGCCGCCGAAGCCGCCUGGCCCUGAGUCGCCGGCCACACGCCAACGGAGUGAAGCCAGAUGUCAUUCACCACAUCUCAACGCCGCUCGUCUCCAAGGCACUGAGCAACCGGGGCCAGCACAGCAUCUCCUACACACUGUCCCGGAGCCACUCGGUCAUAGUUGAGUACACUCAUGACAGCGACACAGAUAUGUUCCAGAUUGGCCGCUCCACGGAGAACAUGAUUGACUUCGUGGUGACAGACACGUCCCCUGGGGGAGGGGCUGCUGAGGGCCCCUCUGCCCAGAGCACCAUCUCCCGAUACGCCUGCCGCAUCCUCUGUGACCGCCGGCCACCCUAUACUGCCCGCAUCUAUGCCGCUGGCUUCGAUGCCUCCAGCAACAUCUUCCUUGGAGAGCGGGCAGCCAAAUGGCGGACCCCCGACGGGCUGAUGGACGGCUUAACCACCAACGGGGUCCUGGUGAUGCACCCAGCAGGCGGCUUCUCUGAGGACUCGGCCCCGGGUGUCUGGCGGGAGAUCUCGGUCUGUGGGAAUGUGUAUACUCUGAGGGACAGCCGCUCGGCACAGCAGCGGGGGAAGCUGGUGGAAAACGAGUCCAACGUGUUGCAGGACGGCUCCCUCAUCGACCUGUGCGGGGCCACGCUGCUGUGGCGCACGCCGGCGGGGCUGCUGCGGGCGCCCACGCUGAAGCAGCUGGAGGCCCAGCGGCAGGAGGCGAAUGCAGCCCGGCCCCAGUGUCCCGUGGGCCUCAGCACCCUGGCCUUCCCCAGCCCGGCCCGCGGCCGCACGGCACCCGACAAGCAGCAGCCCUGGGUGUAUGUCCGCUGCGGCCACGUCCACGGCUACCACGGCUGGGGCUGCCGGCGAGAGCGGGGCCCCCAGGAGCGCGAGUGUCCCCUCUGCCGCCUUGUGGGGCCCUACGUGCCCCUGUGGCUCGGCCAGGAAGCUGGCCUCUGCCUGGACCCUGGGCCGCCCAGCCAUGCCUUUGCACCCUGCGGCCACGUCUGCUCUGAGAAGACUGCCCGCUACUGGGCUCAGACGCCACUGCCCCAUGGCACCCACGCGUUCCACGCCGCCUGCCCCUUUUGUGGGGCCUGGCUCACCGGCGAGCAUGGCUGUGUCCGCCUCAUUUUCCAGGGGCCACUGGACUAGGCCCCCUGGGGCCCCUUGCUGCCACGCCUGCCUGCCCGCCUGGGUCCCCCACCUCCAGGGAGCUCUGCAUGUGAGACUUUACCUGCUGGCUCAUCGCCAGGCCAGAUGGACGCGUUGGGUGGGCGGUGCCCUUUCCCUCCUAACUUGGGCUCCAGCGGGGGUCCCUGGACCCUCACCCCAGACAGAAUGAUGGGGCUCUCAGCACCAACUCUGUCCUGGGCUGAUGGAGGGAGGCCCAGCCCUAUUGCCCCAGCCCUUCUAGGGGCAUCCCACAUCAUGCCGCCUACACUGUGCCCCUGGGGGAAUGAAGGGGCCAUGGGUCCCUGACCCCCAGCUUAGGCUGGCUGUGCCCUGAGCCUGCCAACCCAGAUCCAGAUAAUCACCCUGACGCUGCUGCCCUGGGUUCCUCUAUAAACCUGCUGCUCAGCUGCCCUCAAGAAUCCGCGUGUCCCGCGUGCGUGCAGUGCCUCCAGCCCCCGAGUGAGUGUCAGGUGGGCGGCAGGCUGGGACCGACAUCUGCGGAUACCCACUGGGGGCUGGCCUCCUUGCCAAGUGUUAUCUGGGGACACAGACCUGGUUCCCUGCCUGAUAGAGUUCCCAGUAACUGAAUGACAGACCAAUUACUGGAUGAUAGCAUGGCUUCCUGUGUGCUAGGAUCAGAGAGCCAUCAGGAGUUGUGAGGCUGGUCUCACGGGUGGCUAGAAAAGUGAGAAGUGAGAGGGGCUUCACUGCAGAGGCUUAAGGGCUCUGCCUUAGUGGCCUGCUGGGAAUCCCUACAGAAAAGGGGGUGCUCUAGGCAGAAAGGGGGCUGAGGACAGGCUCAGGUGUAAGUAUGCAGGGAACUGGGUGAGGGGUUCACAGUGGCUGAAGCAUGGGCUGCAGGGGGCAGAAAGGAGGCUGGAAAAGAGGUUGGGGCCGUGCUGACAGGGAAGAUGCUGGGUGGAGGUUUGGAUCCUCAUUUCUGGACAGUCAGGGGUCGAGGAGAGGGAGAGGACUCGCUGUCCAGAGCGUUGGCUGUCACACAAGGGCUACCACCAACUGAAUGCCCACCGCGUGCCCUGCACUGUGCUAAUGAUGAUAAUAACUACGUUCACUGAGCACUCCCCAGCCACCAGGCUCUGCUUCUCAGAGGUUUUAUUUAAUCCUCACAGUGACCUAGGGAAGGAGGUGUUACCAUUUCUGUUUACAGGGAGAUUAAAGAACACGAUCCAAGUCA
This is a messenger RNA of Odocoileus virginianus texanus, 2670 nucleotides long. RefSeq names its product pellino E3 ubiquitin protein ligase family member 3 (gene PELI3). Gene Ontology annotation, molecular function: protein binding; ubiquitin protein ligase activity. Gene Ontology annotation, biological process: regulation of Toll signaling pathway; protein K63-linked ubiquitination. Lineage: Eukaryota; Metazoa; Chordata; Mammalia; Artiodactyla; Cervidae. The record is from RefSeq and is a predicted model, not a curated record.